AAGAAAGUUUUAGAGAGAGAGAGAGAGAGAGAGAGAAAAUUUUAUUAUUAUUAAGGCUAACAUAAAAAGAUUUUGAUUCUCAAAGACUCAUUUCAAAGAAUUUUGCCUCAGAUCACAGAGAGACAGAGAGAGACAGAGAGAAAAAAAAGUAGAGAGAGAUAGAGAGAGAGAAAAGUAGCGUAGUGAGAGAUUCUAUAUAUAUAAUAUAUAUAAAAGUAUUUUUAUAAAAGAAAUUUAUCAUAUAUUUUUUUUCAUUUUACGUGUUGUAGAAUUUUUGUUAUAUAUAUAUAUAUAUAGCAGAUCCUUUGUAAUAAUUAUAACAAUAUAUAUGUAAGUAUAAGAAGCUGGUUUGGUUGCGUGGUCUGAAACCAGUUAAUUUGGGUUUACAGUUAAAUUAAAGAGUGAGAUUUUCUCUGCAAUUACUUGGAGAAAUUUAACAGAGAGAGAUUAUUGGGAAUUUUGGAUUUAUCGGAGUUUGGGUUUCGAUUGUGGCCGCCGAUUGAUCGUUGCGGCGGCGAUGACCGGGCGGAGAGAAAGGACGGUGGGGGAGCUUUGCAAUGCGACGGAGUCGAUUGGGAAACCGGAGAUAACACCAGUCUUGAGAGGGAUUUAUCGGAUGCAAGGGCCUGUAGAUGAGAAGGAUCAUGAUAAUAUGUAUAUGGUAUCUUCUGAAUCUGAAACAAAGUUUGGGAAUUGGUCCAUGAGUAAGAAAGUUCAUAUGAGAGGCGAGUCUGGGACUUGUAACGUCUGCUCUGCUCCUUGUUCAUCUUGUAUGCAUCUGAACCGAUCUUUAAUGGGGUCAAAAACUGAGGAGUUUUCUGAUGAAAGUUGUCGUGUAAAUGUGGCUAGCCAGUAUUCUGUUAACGAGAGUGGUACUUUAUAUUCUCUUAAGAAUAGAGCAUCUGAUAGCUUGCAGCACACCACCAGUGAAACAAGUAACCUACUCAGUGUUAAUUCUAGUCAUGAUUCAUUCUCUGAAAAUGCUGAUAGUAAGGCAACCUUAAGGUCGUCUGUUGUAUCUGAUGCUUUAGAAGAUGUUGAGAUGCUUCCAAAUUUGACUUCUGGAGGUACUAUUGCAGAGGAUCAACUUUCUUCCAAACCACAGUUUGUUUUGGAUCAGAGAGUCUCUUCAAAUAUGUAUGAGGAAACUAAAGCAGUAGAAGGCCAUGAUGAUAACAUUUCAUCUGUUAGUAGAGCCAAUGAUGCAAAUGAAGCAGUCCGUAAUCAUAACAGGAAUAUAAACAAUAGUACUGCUUCAAUUAGUAGUUUAGGUCUAGAAGGAUCUGGGAAGGCAACAUAUUUGAACAAGUCGGGCUCAUCAGAGAUUCCUCCUUCCAAAGAUUUGGAUGUUGGUAGUAGCCCACCAAAGGUGCGAAGAGGUAGACCUGUGGGUGGCAUUUCUGAGGUUUCAAUGAAAAAGUAUCCAAAGUCAGAAGCAGAGACUGAAAAGGAUAGUGGUGACCCACCAGAUGAAGCUAUGAAAUCUUCAGACCAAGAUGAGCAUGAUGAUAAGUCCAAUGAGAUGGUUGAGUUAACUGACAUGCAGGAACCUCCUCUGCAAUCAGUUUCUGGGGAUGAGAGUGAUGAAUCAGACAUUGUGGAGCAAGAUGUAAAAGUAUGUGAUAUUUGUGGAGAUGCAGGUCGGGAGGAUUUGCUUGCUAUAUGUAGUAGGUGCAGUGAUGGUGCAGAACACACCUAUUGCAUGCGAGAAAUGCUCCAAAAAGUCCCUGAAGGUGAUUGGCUGUGUGAAGAAUGCAAAUUUGCUGAGGAAUCCGAAAACCAGAAGCAAGGUUCAGAAGUUGACGAAAAAAAAAUGGACAAACUUGGUUCAUGUACACUUGUUUCUGGCAAGCGGUGUGCGGAAAAUAUAGAAGUGGCUCCAGCAAAAAGGCAGGCGCUUGAAACAGGUAUUGGAUCACCAAAGCCAUCAAGCCCCAGCAGAAUAGUUACUGGAUCACCAAAGCCAUUGAGUCCCAGCAGAAUAGUUUCAGGAUCACCAAAGCCAUCAAGCCCCAGCAGAAUAGUUACUGGAUCACCAAAGCCAUUGAGUCCCAGCAGAAUAGUUUCAGGAUCACCAAAGCCAUCAAGUCCUAGCAAAAUAGUUUCAUUACCUCGGGAUUCUUCAUUCAAGAGCAUAGAAAAAGGGAAACUAAAGUCAGCUCAUCAAACAUCUUUUGGCAAUCAUUCUGGUACUGAUAUUCCGGAAACUGCACGUUUUCCUGCCACCGGUCCACGGCCUCACAAAAUAAAGGGUCCUUUGGUAAAGUCCAAUUCAUUCAACACCCUAAGUUCCAAACCAAAAGUUAAACUUGGAGAUGAAGUCAUUCCCCCAAAGCAGAAGGGCGCUAGAGACUAUAAUUCCCUUGAUAUGAAGGAGGGGCCAGCCAGAAUGAUGGGUAAAUCUAUGUCGUUUAGAUCUGCAAAUUCAGGACGUAUGAAUGCUACUGAAUCAAAGGUUAAAAUGCUUUCAUCUAAAUCUACCCAUGUACAAGAUGUAAAAGGAUUGAAACAAGCAAAAGAACGUGGUACAUUUGAAAGAAAACAUUUAUCUAAACUGGAUCGCCCUCUGGUCAGUUCAACAACUAGUUCUACUGUUUUGACACCUAAGCUUGACCAAAAGCUCACAUCUCGUGGUGAAACCAGUUUGCCUUCAUAUAUUAGCAACAACCGAGAUUCGAAGGUUGUUCAGUCUGAUGGAAAAUUAAGUUUGUCAAAAGUAACAAGCAGUCUAGGUCGUAAAGGUGUAGAAAUUCCAGUUACUUCAGGUGGGGCUUCAUCUACGAGUGGAAUAUGUGGUUCUGCUGCUGAACAAAAGUUGAACCUGGUUAGCCCUAAGGAUGAACCCUUGUCCACUUAUCCUUUGAACACUGAGAGACCAUCCAAUAGUGCUGAUGUUUCUGGGCAAGAUGGGUUGCCUCGGUCUCAGGAAACAGCAAAUCAGUAUGAGAAAACUAGGGAGAGUUCCACUAUUCGCUCAAGGCCUACUGCAAUAAGUGCCUCAAAAAGUGUUUUCUGUCAAAAAUGUAAAGAUAGUGGGCAUGCUACAGAGUUUUGCACAAUUGGUACUCCGCAGGCUUCUGGUAUUGAUGUAUCUGCCGUAAGAAGUUCUAGAGAGGAAUCGCAUGAAGGUAACAAGUUGAAAGCUGCAAUUCAGGCUGCUUGGCUUAGAAGACCUGAAAUUAACAGGAAGAAAAAAGUUUUUGAUCAACCAGAUGAGUUGUCCACAUCAAGCACAGACAUGAAUAAUGAACUAGCUUCCCAGGAUCAGUUUUUGGUUUCAAAUAAGCCAAAGAAUAUUAUGUCUACUGAAGGAAGUCAUGAAAGGCAAGCUGUUCUUGGGAGUUCUACCUCAGACUCUUGUAAAGAUAGUGGGCAUGCUACAGAGUUUUGCACAAUUGGUACUCCACAGGCUUCUGGUAUUGAUGUAUCUGCCGUAAGAAGUUCUAGAGAGGAAUCGCAUGAAGGUAACAAGUUGAAAGCUGCAAUUCAGGCUGCUUUGCUUAGAAGACCUGAAAUUAACAGGAAGAAAAAAGUUUUUGAUCAACCAGAUGAGUUGUCCACGUCAAGCACAGACAUGAAUAAUGAACUAGCUUCCCAGGAUCAGUUUUUGGUUUCAAAUAAGCCAAAGAAUAUUAUGUCUACUGAAGGAAGUCAUGAAAGGCAAGCUGUUCUUGGGAGUUCUACCUCAGACUCUUGCAAACAUGCUGUUGUCAAUAAUUCAAAGCAGUCUACUUUGCCCCCCACUGGUGUUUUUUCUUCCAAAGUGGAGGACUCGGAUUCCGCAAUUAUUUCUAUUGGAAAGCAUGCAAGAGAGUUGCCCAGUCAUACAUCCACAGCAAUGUCUUCACUUUUGAAAACAUCAGCCAUUCCCGAAUAUGAAUACAUCUGGCAGGGGGGUUUUGAGGUGCAUAAAGGUGGAAAACUUCUGGACUUAUGUGGUGGAAUUCAAGCCCAUCUAUCAACUUGUGCAUCACCUAAAGUUCUUGAAGUGGUGAACAAGUUUCCCCACAAAGUUCCCCUGCAUGAAGUACCUCGCAUGAGCACAUGGCCAUCCCAGUUUAUUGAAAAUGGCGCUAAAGAAGAUAAUAUUGCUCUAUACUUCUUUGCCAAAGAUGUUGAGAGUUAUGAGAGAAACUACAAGAGCCUGUUGGAUAGUAUGAUCAAACAUGAUUUAGCCCUUAAAGGAAAUCUUGAUGGUGUUGAACUUCUGAUAUUCCCAUCCAACCAGCUUCCUGAGAAGUCCCAGCGUUGGAAUAUGUUGUUUUUUCUAUGGGGUGUGUUCAGGGGAAAGAGGGUAAGUUGUAUUGAUUCAUCAAAGAAGUUAAAUAUUCCCAGUUUGAAUGUCUUGCCGCCGGACAAAGAUAUUCCCUCUGCUGUCAUGACCUUGUCCGAGAAUCUACGUGCACCAAAGCGUAUUGAUGAAGAAUCAGCUGCAUGUAUCAGAUCUGGCAACGUGGUCCUAACAUCCAAUGUCCCUGAUCAGAUGCGUGUCACAGUAUGUAGGGAUAGUGAUAACAACCUAACUUCUUUUGAACAUACAUGUUUGGGAUACCAAGAAAGUUUGGAGCAGCAAGAUGGGAGACGUGACUACAAAUCCAUUUCAAAGAUAGGAACAAGCGGUGCACAAUUGAGCCAAGAAAUGAGACACAGCAGCCUUUCCUUGAAAGAACUGAGUCUUCCAGAGAGACUGGACGCAGAACUUAAAACGCCUCUUCAAGUGACUGGAAAGAGUGGCUCCAACAAUGGUGGCAAGACACAAAUGCAUUGGGAUACUUCUUCUGACAGGGAUGAUAGGUCGUCUUUGAAAAUUCUUCCUGUUGACAAUAGAGAGAUAGGUAUCUUGGGGAGUGUUUUUGAGGAUAAAAUCCAGGAUAGAAUGAAUGGAGUUCGGGAUCAAGUUAAACUUCAGAGGGAUUUCAAGGAAGGCGAUGGGUUUAUGGACAGAGAGAUGGCUUUGGAGAAAGACGUAACCAAUCACAGGAAACGUCCCUACUUGGAUCUUUCAGAGAAAGCUCCCCAAACUUCUAUUGGCACAAGUCAGAAAAUACCUUGGAAUGAGGUGAGUAACAUUUUCAUAGAUGGAGAAAGUACUGGUAAGAGGCUAAAGACAGGUUUCAGUAUAACAUGUGGACAUAGUGGUGGUUCUAGAGGUAGUAAUUCUAGGAGCGAUAAUUUCGCAUCUCAAGUAGUUGAUCCAGGUUCUUGUUCCUCUGUUGAGGAGAAGACAUGUGAUGAAGCUUGCGAUGAGAAAGUUAUUCCGGAGGACACAGGAAAUUCUGAGAGGUACUUCUUUCCUCUAGGUUCACAUAGAGCAAAGGAUUUUGGAAUAGGAGACAACACCAUGCCAUGGAAAAAGCAUCCAUUAGACGAAGACAAUAAAAUACAUGACGUGUUUCCAAAUCUUGAGCUCGCAUUAGGGGCUGAGACAAAACCCACAAACAAGGGAAUGCUGCCUUUCUUAGGUGGGACAGUAGGCAAGAAAAAUAACCAAGAAAAGGCGCUAGAUAAGGUGAUAGAGGUGGAGGAUGACGGAGACUCUACAUCCCUUUCCCUGUCUCUGUCAUUCCCAUUCCCAGACAAGGAGCAGACUGUAAAACCUGUUUCCAAAACAGAGCAGCUUCUUUCUGAUAGACCCAAUUUGAAUACCCCACUGCUUCUCUUUGGCAGUGGCUUUGGGGACAAAUAGAACUGCAGUUAUGUUUCCGUUAUGUAAAUUAGCGUGGCCCCCCUCCCCCCCCCCCCCCCACUUGGUUGUGAUGAAUUUGUACCGGAUCGUUACACUGAUAUAUCCCGUGGGGAUCAUAGGUGAACCCAUCUUCCAUAUGUUCAUACACCAUACAGGAUUUACUAAUUCUUUUUUUCUUUUUUUAAGAAAAAAACAAUUUAGUUUUUCUGGUUUUUUUUUUUUUUUUUUUGGGUGCAUAGUUACGGCUGUUUGUAUAUAAAGAGAAUCAAAGCCGGCGAAAUAUCAGAUGUCAGUAGGACUUUGCAGACCAA
Molecule: messenger RNA, 5997 nt
Organism: Quercus robur (English oak)
Lineage: Eukaryota; Viridiplantae; Streptophyta; Magnoliopsida; Fagales; Fagaceae
Exons: 13
Coding region: 518-5686 (1722 amino acids)
Source: RefSeq, a predicted model, not a curated record